CAUCAUUGGCAUCACCCAGCACCAUCAGCAUUACCGAAGUUACACGUUACGAACUGUCAUUCGUUUGUACAAAUCCCGAAUCCCACUAACCGCUACACGACUACACGAGAUUAGAAGAUGAACGUUACACGUGUCGCGUGCUGUGAUGUUAAGAGUUAGAAGAGAGUUUCUAUUAUUGUAGAAAAAUAUACCUAAAAGUCAUUGCGAUUUUGUCGAUACUCAACGCACAAAAUGAGAACUUUGCUGUUUUUUGGUCUAUUUCUGAUGGUUGCCGAUGUGGAGCCCAAAGAAGUCGAUCUGAAGCAUUUGAGAUGUUUAGUUUGUAGGGCAACUAUGAGAGAAUUGGAGGAAGAAGUGCUCAGAGCUAAUCCGAACAAAUUAAUCGACGUAGGUAAUUUUAGGAUGGACGCUCAAGGAAAUACCAUAAGUAAGAAGAUUCCAUUAGGUCAGUCGGAAACGCAUAUUUCAAUGUUACUGGACAAUAUCUGCGACAAGUUAGCUGAUUACGUGAGAGCGACGAGGAAAUCCGACAAUCAGUUAACGAUCUUCAACCUCAUGUCCCCGUCAGGUGGUAUGAAUCCUAUGAUGAGCGAAGUAGAUAUAAUUCAAGAUGGUGAUUUAAAUAAGAGCCUCCAGCAUUACUGCAGCGCUAUAGUGAGUGAAUUUGAGGAAGAUAUAGUGUCAUUAUACGUCAAUAGCAUGCAAAAUAAGGAAAAGGAAUUUUGCACAAAGAUUUCGCGUAUCUGCAACGAGAAUUAUGUCGAUGAUGAAGACGACGAUGAUAGCGACGAUGGUGAUAAUUAUGUUGAUGCAGAUUUUGACAUAGAUAGAGAUGAAUUGUAAAUGCAUUUGGAAUAAUUUUUACAGAAAUAUUACUUUAUAUGUGUAAGUAAAAAGAGAAGUAGAUAUUAAGUAUAUACCUAAUUCAGCUGUUUUCAUCUUGCGAAAAAUUCUAUGAAUAUUAAUAAGAAUAAUAAAUAUUCCACAUUUUACAAUGCAAUUAAUUACUCUCAAUAUUUCAAACUUAUUACGAUUAAAUGCUAAAAUGCUAAAAUGUAUAAUUGUGAUUUAAACGUGCAACAUAAAGGCAACAGAGAUUUAUCGCAGAGAGUAUUUCGACAGUUAUAAAAAUAUAAUUACAUAUUUAUAUUAUAAAAAUGUAUAAAAGAGAAAAAAUUAAAUAAAUAUUUU
This is a messenger RNA of Temnothorax curvispinosus, 1191 nucleotides long. RefSeq names its product protein seele (gene sel). Gene Ontology annotation, cellular component: endoplasmic reticulum. Lineage: Eukaryota; Metazoa; Arthropoda; Insecta; Hymenoptera; Formicidae. The coding region runs from base 232 to 843 and encodes 203 amino acids. The transcript is spliced from 5 exons. The record is from RefSeq and is a predicted model, not a curated record.